CUAGCGCACAGCUGACUGCCCGCGGGUGCCGGGCGCUCGGCAGCUCUCCUCACCGCGGGGAGCUGGAGCGCCGACGAAAUGGUAGCUCGGGUCGGCCUCCUACUGCGCGCCCUGCCGCUGCUGCUGUGGGGUGGACUGGACGCCGAGCCCGCGGACCGCGCAGGCCAGGAGCUACGCAAAGAGGCAGAGGCAUUCCUGGAGAAGUAUGGGUACCUCAAUGGACAUGUCUCCAGAGCUCCCACUUCCACCCAAUUCAGCAAUGCCAUCAGAGAGUUCCAGUGGGUUUCCCAACUUCCCAUCAGUGGCGUGCUCGACUAUGCCACCCUUCGGCAGAUGACACGUCCCCGCUGUGGGGUCACAGAUACUGACAGUCAUGCAACCUGGACAGAGAGGAUGAGUGCGCUGUUUGCAGGACGCCGGGCCAAAAUGAGGCGCAAAAAACGCUUUGCAAUGCAAGGCAACAAAUGGUACAAGCAGCACCUCUCUUACCGCCUGGUGAACUGGCCUGGGAGCCUGCCUGAGCCAGUAGUUCGGGGGGCUGUGCGUGCCGCCUUCCAGUUGUGGAGCAACGUCUCAGCCUUGGAGUUCUGGGAGGCCCCGGCUACCGGCCCUGCUGACAUCCGCCUCACCUUCUUCCAAGGGGACCACAAUGAUGGGCUGAACAACGCUUUUGACGGCCCAGGGGGCGCCCUGGCGCACGCCUUCCUUCCCAGACGCGGUGAAGCGCACUUCGACCUGGAUGAGCGCUGGUCUCUGAGCCGCCGCCGCGGGCGCAACCUUUUCGUGGUGUUGGCGCACGAGAUCGGCCACACGCUCGGCCUCACCCACUCGCCGGCGCCACGCGCGCUCAUGGCUCCCUACUACAAGAGGCUGGGCCGCGAUGCGCUGCUCAGCUGGGACGACGUGCUGGCGGUGCAGACCCUGUAUGGGAAGCCCCUAGGGGGCUCAAGGGCCAUCCAGCUCCCAGGAAAGUUGUUCACUGACUUUGAGGCCUGGGAUCCCCAUAACUCUCAAGGCAGGCACCCUGAAACCCAGGGUCCUAAAUACUGCCACUCUUCCUUCGAUGCUAUCACUGCAGAUGGGGACCAACAAGUGUACAUCUUUAAAGGGAGCUACUUCUGGGAGGUGACACCUGAUGGCAAUGUCUCAGAGCCCCGCCCACUACAGGACAGGUGGGCCAGGCUGCCUCCCAACAUUGAGGCUGCUGCAGUGUCAUUGGAGGAUGGAGACUUCUACUUCUUCAAAGGGAGUCGAUGCUGGAGGUUCCGGGGCUCCAAGUCAGUGUGGGGUUUCUCACAGCUGUGCCGGGCAGGGGGCCUGCCCCGCCAUCCCGAUGCGGCCCUCUUCUUCCCUCCUCUGCACCGCAUCAUCCUCUUCAAGGGUGCCCGCUACUAUGUGCUGGCCCAAGGUGGACUGCAAGUGGAACCUUACUACCCCCGCAGUUUGCAGGACUGGAAGGGUGUCCCUGAGGAGGUCAGUGGUGCCUUGCCAAGGAAAGAUGGCUCUAUCAUCUUCUUCAGAGAUGAUCAAUACUGGAGCCUGGACCAAACCAAACUGCGAGUGACUGCUUCAGGCCGCUGGGCCACUGAGUUGUCCUGGAUGGGCUGCUGGCAUGCCAACUCGGGAGGCACCCUGUUCUGAAGGCAGCCCAUCACCUAAUGAACCCUCGGUGCCUUGAGGGUCCAUUCACAUCCCAGAUGCAGGGGCAGAACCUGACCUGGAAGCCCCCGCCUCCCUGCAGAAGACUGAGCAGCAAAAUCUUCACCAGGAAGUUUGUGUGCUUUUUGUUCCUUGGAGAACACUGCUGUUCCCACUACAUGGAGGUGGGGGUGCGAUCAAGCCAAGGGGAAGGAAAAAAGGAAAUAUCCCACAAUUCUUUCCACUGAGGACCUCUUUCAUUACCAAGCCUCAGAGAUUUUGAUUCUUCUGCUAAUGGUUGUGUUCUGUCUGCGAGGAGAGAGCACUGGAAUCUGACCAGGAGGGAUGCAAAACUCCAGAGGCUGGAGACUAUUUUGCAAGCUAGACCCCUUCUUCUUAGGGUCUCCUGGCUCAGUUCUUGGUAUUGUGUCUUAUUUAUUCAGAUCUCUCCCCAGUAAGCUCCGAUGGGGUGAAGGCACAGGGUCUCUAACCUCAGGGGCCCAUUGGGGGUUCAGGAUGCAGAACAAGAGGGAGACUUGUUAUGGGUUUCCAAGGCUUUUGUCUGGGGCAGGAAUAAACAGUGUCAUCCCCAGCUGGUGGGCCUGCAGGUGG
Marmota flaviventris (yellow-bellied marmot) is the source of this 2250-nucleotide messenger RNA. It is a transcript of the gene Mmp28, whose product is annotated as matrix metallopeptidase 28. Lineage: Eukaryota; Metazoa; Chordata; Mammalia; Rodentia; Sciuridae. Gene Ontology annotation, biological process: proteolysis; extracellular matrix organization; collagen catabolic process. Gene Ontology annotation, molecular function: zinc ion binding; metalloendopeptidase activity. Gene Ontology annotation, cellular component: extracellular matrix. The record is from RefSeq and is a predicted model, not a curated record.